AUGCUUAACAUUAACGUGGGAGUGCUGGGACACGUCGACUCAGGAAAAACGAGUCUAGCGAAAGUCUUAAGCACUAUUGCUAGUACUAGCGCGUUUGAUAAAAAUCCCCAAAGUAAAAAACGAGGUAUCACGCUUGAUCUCGGAUUUUCUUCUUUUACCGUGGAUUCUGCGGGCUACCCUUUCACACCUUUAAUACGCGAAAACUUCGAAAAAGUUCAGUUUACUCUUGUUGACUGUCCCGGGCAUGGAUCACUUAUAAAAACGGUUUUGUGUGGAUCCCAAAUAAUCGAUAUCGUUGUUCUCGUUAUCGAUGUUACUAAGGGAUUUCAAACCCAAACUGCCGAGUGUCUGGUGAUUGGUGAGAUAGCUUGUGAGAAAAUGUUAGUAGUUCUCAAUAAAUGUGACUUGUUACAUGAAAAUCAAAGAGAAGAAUCGAUUCAGAAGAUGAAAAAGCGUAUCCUAAAAACGUUGGAGAACACAAUUUUUAAACAGUCAGAAAUUGCCGAAAUUUCAGCUGCUCCUGGUGGUGUUCAGGUAGAAUUUACAUCUGAACAACGUGUAAACAAUUCACAAGAAGUUGAAAAUUUAAUCACUUUAUUGGCACGAUCAAUACAUGAUCCAACUGAGAAGCGUAAUAAAUUGAAAGAUAUGGGUUUUGUCUUUGCUGUGGAUCAUUGUUUUACAAUUACUGGACAAGGUACCAUUCUUACUGGAACUGUGCUAUCUGGGACUACAAGUGUUGGACAAACAAUUGGUUUACCUUAUCAAAGAAUUCAAAAGAAGAUUAAAUCUAUUCAAAGAUUUCGUCAACCUAUUCAGUCAAUUGGACCAGGUGAUCGUGCUGGUAUAUGUGUACCACAAUUAGAUUCUAAUUUAUUAGAACGUGGUCUUGUUGGUGAUAUUACUUCAACCGAUAAUUUAAUACCAUGUUAUGCAUGUAUAUUAUCAAAUGUUAAAAAAGUAUCCUAUUAUAAAUUAUCUAUUAAAAGUCAAUCACGUUUACAUAUAUUUAUUGGACAAGAAACAGUAUUAAGUAGUUUAACAUUUUUUACUAAAAUAAAAUUGGAUAAUCAUGAUUUGAAUGAUUUGGGAACUCCUUGUGAAUUUGAUCAAACAAUAAUGUAUCAAUAUAUUGAUGAAAUUUCUAAUGAUAUAGAUGAUAAUCUUUAUGUAUUAUUGGAAUUUGAACAUCCAGUUAUUUGUCCAAUGAAUGGUUUAGCUAUUGGAGCUAAAUUAGAUACCUAUUCAAUAACAAGUUGUCGUAUAGCUUUAUAUGGUCAUGUUAUAAUACAAUUAAAUGAUAUAAAUUAUAAAACAAAUUAUUUAAGUAAAUUACUUGUAUGUAAAUCAAAAACUCGCUGUGGUCAAUUAGAACGAGUUGUUAAUCCACGAAUGUGUAUUGUUAAUGGUUUAUUUAAACGUGAAACUAAUUGGGAUAUAUUUAUUGGUUUACGAGCUUAUUUAAUUAUUAAAUCAAAUGAAGAUUCUUCUUCUAAUGAUAAUCAUAUUCAACGUAUAUAUGGUUAUAUUGAAUCUAGUUUUGGUCAAAGUGGUAAAUGUCGUUUAGCUUUAGAAAAUGACCUACCUGAUGAGAUAUUAGCACAGUAUUCUUCAAAAGCUGGUAGAAAACAAAUAUCACAACCAGAUAUUGAAGUGAUACUUGAAUUCAAAAAGAAUAUAUUUGAUCCACAACGUCGUGUUAUCCAAUAG
Messenger RNA from Schistosoma rodhaini, 1710 nucleotides. The record is from the annotation of a GenBank genome assembly. NCBI's taxonomy places the organism in Eukaryota, Metazoa, Platyhelminthes, Trematoda, Strigeidida, Schistosomatidae.